GAGGUUAUGAUUCAGGUCCCAGCUAAUAAAGAGAGAGAGAUCCGAGAGUGAGUGAGUGAUGGAGAAAAAAAAACAGGACCAUGGAACAAGACAACAAUGGGAUAAGGUUGCCACUGUACAUUCUUCUUAGAUAUUCCGAUAUUGUAUGUAUGUAUCUAUCUACCCUUAAAACUCCCUCUAGGGUUUUAGAGCAUACUGGCGGCAUAUUCUUAUUCUCGUUAUUAUAAUCCGACAUUAAAAUGGCGGUUUUCUCUCUCUCCACACUCCCCUCUCACUCUCUCGCUUCCUCUCUUCUCAAGUUUGUCGCCUCUCUGCAGCCGUCGGAACCUCCAUCCAUCCCCAGAAGAAGAAUCAACGGCAGAACGCGUGUCGCCUCCUCGCACUCCAAUCCCAAGAUUUUGAAGUCCAACCGCCGCUCCAGGUACGGCCAACCCCUCUCUCCCUACGACUCCGACGACGAAGACGCCGGCGGUGGAAUUUCCGAUGAAGCCGAAGACGAUUGGUCUUCCGAAGUUGAUUUCGGAGGUGUUAGAAUCUCUAAAGCCGACCGACAACGGCUGAAGUUGAAGAGCGCCGCCAAAAAGGGACAAGGCGGCGGCGGUGGCACCACCAAAGGCGCAGGAAAAUCUUGGGAUACGCAAUCAUCAAGAACCGCACAUAAUCUCGAAACAAAGCCGAGCAUUUCUGCUUCCAAGAAUGGCAGACAUACACUCGAUAAAACCGAGAGAAAUAGUUCUUACAGUGCUUCCUCGAAGUCAAGCAGUUUCGGUUCUUCAACUGUGAAGUCCAAGGACAAGGAAGAAGGAAGCUCGUCUAAGGACAGGUUUAUUCAGUUGUCAGAAGAAUUAGAUUUAGACGAAAGGGCUUUUCCACUUCUCGAUUAUCUAAGCACUUUCGGAAUGAAGGAAUCCCACUUCGUCCAAAUGUACGAGCGACACAUGCCGUCGCUUCAGAUUAACGUCGAAUCGGCCGAGGAAAGAUUGGAAUACCUUUUGAGCGUCGGUGUUAAACACAGAGACAUCAGAAAGAUAAUUUUAAGACAACCUCAGAUUCUAGAGUACACGGUGGAAAACAAUCUCAAGUCCCAUGUUUCCUUCUUGAGCGGCUUGGGCAUUCCCGAUUCGAGAAUAGGGCAGAUAAUUACCGCCACGCCCUCGUUGUUCUCUUACAGUGUGGAAAAUUCGUUGAAGCCCACGGUUAAGUAUUUGCUGGACGAGAUAGGAAUACAAGAGAAGGAUUUAAGUAAGGUUGUCCAAUUAAGUCCUCAAAUCCUGGUUCAACGGAUAGAUAAUUCGUGGAAUACUCGUCUCAGUUUCUUAAUGAAAGAGCUCGACGCACCGAGGCAGAGUAUAGUAAAAAUGGUCACGAAACAUCCACAAAUACUUCACUACAGCAUCGAAGCUGGUUUACUUUCUCGAAUCAAUUUCUUACGAAGUAUUGGCAUGCAAAAAUCAGACAUACUGAAAGUUCUAACUAGCCUUACACAGGUGUUCUCGUUAUCAUUGGAGGGAAAUCUGAAGCCGAAAUAUAUGUACUUGAUUAACGAACUCGGAAACGAGGUCCACUCUCUGAGCAAAUAUCCAACGUAUCUAAGUUUGUCAUUAGACCAACGGAUUAGGCCACGUCAUCGAUUCUUAGUUUCGUUGAACAAAGCUCCAAAAGGGCCGUUUCCUUUGAGUUCGUUUGUUCCGACCGAUGAAUCGUUUUGCCAGCAGUGGGGAACUAGCGUAGAUAAAUAUUUAGAUUUUCGCCAGAGAUUGCUUCUGAAAGAUUUUGCAAAGAAAUAUGAAAAACUGUGAAGAGCCCAGUCAUCUCUCUUACAAUUAACACGAGAUGUGAUAGUUUUGUGCAAAGAAUUGAGAAUCGUAUACCGGAUCUUUAUUACAUGUUCAUGGCAUUGGUCCGAUUACAAAGCUGACUAAACAAUUUGAUGAAGUCCUAAAAGGGUUUCUACUAACUUCUGGUGGUUAUAGUAAUCCAAUGGGCAUGCAUGCAUAUUCAGUCUCCGUAAUAUCAAGCAGAUCCGUAAUGCACUGGUAAUAUCGUCAACAAACACAAAUUCAGAUUGACUGGCUUUCCUGUUGAUACAAUUACAUGAGACGAUAUUCUUUUGCUUGUUUAGUACCUAGGACACCAUUUUUGUUGCAGAACUAGAACUACAUUAUCGGCUAUAAAAGGUACGAGUUUGUCGCGUCACUUUGCUUGUCUGUAAAGAUAUAUCUCGGACCUUGUUACUGUAAGAUAUCUCUGUCUUGUUAAUUAUAGGUACGUGCAUUUUACAUAGUAUCUGCUAAAGGGUUCUUGAUUUAAUCGA
Molecule: messenger RNA, 2314 nt
Organism: Erythranthe guttata (spotted monkey flower)
Lineage: Eukaryota; Viridiplantae; Streptophyta; Magnoliopsida; Lamiales; Phrymaceae
Source: RefSeq, a predicted model, not a curated record